Messenger RNA from Chilo suppressalis (striped riceborer), 1980 nucleotides. Lineage: Eukaryota; Metazoa; Arthropoda; Insecta; Lepidoptera; Crambidae. The record is from the annotation of a GenBank genome assembly.
CAUUUGUUGUUGUUCGUGCGAUCGCUUCGUUGUAUUUUAUCUUUUUUACCAUUUUGGGCGGUAUAAUCAUUAAUAAUCGUAAUUUCACUCUUAUAGUUUAUUAUUGAUAGUAACUGAAUAUUUAAAAUGAAAGAAAAACGUGAUAAAGAUAAACGCAGCAAGAAACACAAGCAUAAAGAAAGGAGAAGGCGCCACAGCAGCUCGAGUUCUUCAAGUUCAGAAUCUGAUGAAUGGGUAGAAAAACAGACCAAAGUACAAGAACCAGCUCCAGAAAGGGAAGAUUGGAUGUCUAUGACUGGUAUGCUCAGGACUUUCACAAAAGAGGACAUCAAACCAAAGGAGGAGAAAAAGAACAAGAACCACAUAGAUUCAUACAAUCCUUCAACUAGUGUUAGAGAAUUAAAUCCUUAUUGGAAGAACGGAGGAGCUGGUCUUCCUCAGACAUCAGCAGAACUCCGCAAGACCCGUCAGUUUUUAAAGCCGGAUGACGACGAAGUUUAUUAUAAAAGGUCCUCAUCUGCAAAAGAUUAUGAUAAAACUGCUGAAAGUAGUUAUAGUUCUAAGCGUUCAGAGAAAUCACACAGAGAAUAUGAUAGGUAUCAUAAGUCGGAACGGGACGCCCCCAGACAAAAUUGGAAGGUACGCAAUGAUUGCGAGACUAAAAGGUCAGCCACAAAACAAUGUUCACCUUCACCAAAAGAGGAGAAUUCAAAGCAAGUAAUGUUAGAACACCAUAUCAGAGAAAGGAAAGAGAGAGAAGAUGAAAAAGUAGAAAAGAAAGAAGACUUGUACAUGAGCGAUGAAAAGCUGAAUAAAUUGGCAGCAAAAGUUGUUAAAGCUGAAAUUAUGGGGGACACGGCACUGGUUGCAAAAUUAAAGGCCAAGUUAGAAGCAGCAAGGGAAUACCGUAAGCAGAAUCCCAAUGCUGGUAAAGAGGAUGAAGAUGACCGUGUUAUGCUAAUGUCGACGAGCAGUUCAGGUAACAGCAGACCUCUGGCUAAUGUCAGUAAGGGUGAUGCAAGAAGUAAAGGAGGUAAACGUAAAGCGGAGACUCAUGCCUCUGGUGAAAGAACGAAAUACUUUGGUAACGAUGAUAAGUACAACUUAGCACAGAUGUUUGAACAAGAGAAAUACGGCAAUAAUUACGAUGAUGAAGCGCAGCUAGCGAAAAUAGCUAGUAAGCACAAGAACCCCAAUGAUGACUUAGAAGACAUAUUCAUGGAUGACAUAUCUAAGAAUAGGAACGAAGCGAAGGACAGGGAAGCAGAAAAGCAGAGAGCUAUCAAGCAACAUGUGAAAUUAGAACGGUCAUUAGAAGGAUGCGAAUUCUGUGUAGACUCAAGGAAUAUGUUGAAACAUUUGAUGGUUAGCUGCGGAAGUAAGGUGUAUGUUUCAGUGCCAGCUAAACAAUCAUUGGUGAAAGGACAAUGUAUAAUAACGACUAUUCAACAUAAUACUUGUGUUACAGCAUUGGAUGAAGAUGUUUGGGAUGAGGUGUUGACAUACAGAAAAGCUCUUACACAAUUCUACAACUCACAAAAUCAGGAUGUAGUCUUCUUCGAGAUAGCGACCAGGUUACAUAGAUUCCCUCAUAUGGUCAUAAACUGUGUUCCGUUACCAAGAGACGUUGGAGACAUGGCAGCAAUAUAUUUUAAGAAAGCUCUCCUAGAAUGCGAAACUGAAUGGUCUAUGAACAAGAAAGUAGUGGAGCUAAAAGGGAAGGAUGUCAGAAAAGGUGUUCCGAAGGGACUGCCAUACUUCUGGGUGGACUUCGGCAUGGAGCCCGGGUUCGCUCAUGUCAUUGAAGAUCAGCAGUUGUUCCCAAAGAAUUUUGGAGAGGAGAUAAUCGGAGGAAUGUUAGAUCUGGAACACUAUUUAUGGAAGAACCCUAGGAAGGAAUACGGUGAUCUACAAAGGAAGAAAGUUCUGGAGUUCAUCAAAGAAUGGAAACCAUUUGAUCCCAAUAAAAAAUGAGCCGAU